Molecule: messenger RNA, 2230 nt
Organism: Ceutorhynchus assimilis (cabbage seed weevil)
Lineage: Eukaryota; Metazoa; Arthropoda; Insecta; Coleoptera; Curculionidae
Source: the annotation of a GenBank genome assembly
GAAAACAAAAAAAAAACAACUUUUCACAAGGCAAAGAAGCGCAACUUUUGUAUUUUUUUUUCUCAGUACAAUUCUUUAUUUCUGCCCUCUUCAGAAGUUAAUAUUUCAAUUGAAAUUAAACAGUUCUAGUGCAAAUUGUAUCUUACCUACAUAGAGCUUAUUCAUAAUUAAUCAUGGAAGUUGAGCAGAAUUACGAAGGGGAUGAUUAUCAUCACACCAUUGAACCUAUGGUUAUUAUAAACAGUCAAGAAGAUGAAGAAGAAAAAAAUAAUACAAAUUUCAAAGAUACUUCACAAGAAAUAACAAAAACUUCUUCAAAAAACACGGGACCAGACGUAUCAAUAUUCCCACUAAAAAAAAAACCUAAAGCCUCCUUCAAAAUAAAACUGUUCGGUAAUCGUUUUGCAAACAAAGCUGAAUUUUUCGAAGAAGAUGAUUACAAUAACACUCAAACCAAAACAAUUAGAACUCCAGGUUGCAGAACUCCAGUGAGACUGAUCACAAAGGAAGAAGCCUUGAUGGCCGACGAACCUUAUGCCAAAAGAAAAAGCAGCCCCUUGGAACAAUGUCCUUUAUGCAAAAAGUUUUUCAGGCGAAUGAAAACUCACUUACUGAAACAUGAAGUUUUGCAAAACCAAGAGGCUUGCGCUGGGCUGAUUUGUAUGAUUUGCAAUAAGGCUUUCAAUAAUCAUACAAAUCUACAAAUUCAUAUGAGGACUCACACUGGCGACAAACCGUACAUUUGCGACGUGUGCGAUAAAUCCUUUUCGCAAAGCUGCAAUUUAGUGAACCACAUGCGAAUUCAUACGGGCGAGAAACCGUUUAAAUGUCCGCACUGUGACCGGGCCUUUACCCAAUCCGGCAAUUUGAACAAUCACAUUCGGUUGCACACCGACGAGAAACCGUUCAAAUGUCACGCCUGUGAUAAAGCUUUCGUGCAAAGCGGCAAUCUUAAUUCGCAUAUUAGGAAUAAUCACAGAGUGAAACUGGUUUGUUUUACCACAUAAGAUUUACAACAGCAAUAGAUAUAAAAUGCCUAAAAUUGGAGUCGCCUUCAAUCAAAUACCUCUGAAGAAUGUUGCUAUACAUGACAACAUGUUGUAUUUCAAUCAUUUCCACACUCAUUUAUGUGUAGAAAGUAUUACUUUCCCGUACUCAGUGCAGUUAUUAGGUGAAUAACUAUUUUUUGUGUAAAAUUUAUUUAUUAGGUUUUGUCUUUUUUCUCAAUUUUUGUGUGUAGCUCAGAUUCGGAACUGUCAAAAAGUUGGAAUUUUUAAGUUUUUGUGAUUGCAAUAAGGAUAAAAAAAUAUGAUAAUAUGUGAUAAAAAUUAUGUUCGUUUGCUUGUCAUUAAGGGCAUUUUGUAAAUAGUUUUGAUGUAAGUAACUAAAAGGAGCGGAAAAAAUGAAUCAGUGCCUUUUUGGCAUAAAUAUAUUUGAAAAGACUUGGUAAAUGUAUGUAAUAUAAUAACUAAGUAGAUUUAAUAUAAUAUAAUAAUUAUUCUUCCUAUUUUCAUUUUGACAGUUUUUAAUUGUAGUGCCAUGUAUACAGAUCUCAUUUUUUUUUUACCUUUUUAUUGUAACUAGUUUUAGGUAUUAUUAUAGGGGAAAUUAGUUGAGGAAAUUCUCCCUAGAUGUCUAGUCAUCAGGUUUUAAAAAUUUGUGUCCCCAUUUUGUGUGAUUUUAAUAUCAUAUUAUAUAAGGCAAUAUUUAUAUAUUUUUUUGUGUGCAAUUUAUAUGAUCUCCAUUUACUUAUAUACAAAUAAGAUGAAAAGCUAGAAACUUUACUUAUGACGGCUGAUGUUCCUGGAAAAAUGUUUUAAAAAUGGAUAAAUAUAUGUAUUUGUUUUUCUCAUGACGUGUAUGGAUGCUAUAUUAUUUAAUAUCAAUAUUAUAGAAUUUUUUUGUAAUCGAUGAAACUAUCAAUAAAUAAAUAAUUCUGACAUAUUGAUUUAUUGAAAUUGGUACAAAACCAUGUAUAAUUGUUAUCACAGUUAGUUGCAAUGUUAUCACAAGUUAGUUUAUCGCAUGAAAUAAAAAAUGCAAAUUAAUGAAUCAGUAAAAUUAUUAAAAGAAUUUUUUAAAAUUAUCAUUUCGAACUACUUUCGCUGCCACUGUCAGGGAACCAACCCUUUCGACCGGGUUCCGAAGGUUUGCCCCAUUUCGCCCUGGAAGCUCCUCUAAUUUCUCUUGUAGUUUCCCUUGUAGUGGUUCCUCCAGGAGUUUGAGCAAC